AUGGUAUCAACAAACACCGCCGAUGGAUUCACGGUCCCUAGCCCUAGGAGAUCUGCGUGUUUGGCAACCGUGGAGCCUCUGAGCCCACAAAAGAAGAAACCGAUGAGUCCUACGGAGAAGAGGGCUCAUGACUUGAGGAACACACCUCGCGAGGACAUGGACUUGGACGUGGACGUUGCGGACAAGGACAAUACGGCUGCGGUUGGGACGAACGGGAGGGAAGCUCGUGAGAUGGACUUGGAUGGACCUACUCAAAAUUUAAUGGCUGCUCAUCAUCUUUCUCUCCAGCUGUCUGGGCAGGUUGGUCUCACCAACUUCCUGGGUGUAGGUACCCAGGAGGCCUGUGAAUUUGAGUUUGGGAAUAUCUCACCCUCAGACUUGAGUGCAGAGCACCUGGGGAUCCUAGCUCAGAUGGUCCAUGUGAACAACCAAAUUCAGAUCUCACUUUCCGUUGGUUCUUCUUUGCAGUCAUCUACCCCGCAGGAACCUGGCUCUCCUCCCAAGACUCCAACCUUGCCGAAACAACCUAAGAGUCCCAAGAAGAGCAAGGGGAAACAGAAGGAAACAUCACCAGUCCCUAGCGUAGAAAAUAGCAUUGGGUUCAGCCCUCUGUCUGAGUCUCACACUGACCAGCUGCCCAUGACGUCAACCCCGGCCGCUCACACUGGCGAGGUGAUAGGAUUCGACUUCAGCACCCUUGGCCAGUCAAAGAAGGCACUGCCCAGCGACUUGGAGGCUCUCGUUAACAAAAUGGUCCCAAUGGAAACGUCUACAAAGGUCACUGGCUCCGUCAACAAGGAGGCUGCUCCAGUUGAGUCAAACUCCGCUCGUCAUCCGCCAGACCCAGUAACUCGAAAAAAGCAAGUCAGCUUGUUUAUGCCCAAAUCCCUCUCAAAUCAGGUCCACCACAAUCUUCCGUCAAAAACUCGGACGUUGGCUCAAUUGGACCGUGAAAUGAAAACGAUGCAACUUCCAGACGCGGCAGCAAUGGCUUUGAUGAAUGUGAAGGAACUCCAAAGGAUGAAGGAAUCUUUAAAGAAGGUUGCCGACGCACAAGUACUUGCUUUCAAGGAAAUGAAGAGUGCUAGUGGAAUGGUAGCUUUCCCUGGGGUGCUAGACGGUUUGAUGAAGAACGCUCGGUACAUCACACGCUUCAUGAACCAUCUGGAGGAUAAGGUAUUAGAGGCAUCACGCGACAGAAGGCAGGAAAUUGAAGUCAUUGAAAUCUUGGACGGUGAGGAUGACGAAGUGAGCAUCAUGCCACGUAGAAGGUUGGCUGCAGAACUCAAGGACUUCAUGAGGCCGGGAUUGGUUCCAAUGCCAUCACAUCUCAAUCCUCCAACAAAAAGAUCCGCUGGUGCAUGUGACAAGAGUUGCACCAAAGAAUCCUUCAAGCAGUAA
Messenger RNA from Puccinia graminis f. sp. tritici CRL 75-36-700-3, 1401 nucleotides. RefSeq lists its product as uncharacterized. The coding region runs from base 1 to 1401 and encodes 466 amino acids. The transcript is spliced from 4 exons. The record is from RefSeq and is a predicted model, not a curated record. Lineage: Eukaryota; Fungi; Basidiomycota; Pucciniomycetes; Pucciniales; Pucciniaceae.